GACGCCCUGUUCCUCUUGGUGCCUGGCCUAGUGAGGACGACCGGGACCUGUAUCUUCUUCAAGGAACCCCGGAACAGAAUGUCUCCAAUUGGCCGAGCAAUGUUCCUCUUCCUCGCCAUCCUCGUGAAGGUCGUUUCACACCAGGGGAAAGCAGACGUCGUGGAAGCCAUGAUCGUCCGCGAGCAGUCCGUGUUCAGCCUGGUGUUAGACGAGAUGCUGCUCUUUCUGGAGAAGUUCCUCGUCUCCCAGUACCUCCCGAAGGAGCACUUGAUGGACUUGCUGUUGUACUUCCAG
Symbiodinium sp. CCMP2592 is the source of this 294-nucleotide messenger RNA. The record is from the annotation of a GenBank genome assembly. NCBI's taxonomy places the organism in Eukaryota, Dinophyceae, Suessiales, Symbiodiniaceae.